GUUAUCCACACGGGUCGUCACGCAAGAGGUUGAAGAAUGAUCAUCAGAAGUUGAUUGAAACAUGGCUAGACACCGCGUUCAGAUUUACCUGUCGUUGAUAGUCGUGAGUUUUCUUGGUUGUCAUUACUGCCAAGGUUCUCCGGCUGCAGUGCCAUCAACCAUUGGGUCCUUUCCACAACCUGCUAAUGUUGUGCACCAGGAUGUUAGCGCAAUGGCAGCUUCCAUAGAAGAAAGUACAUCCCAUGCAGUACAGCAAGAAGAACAGGAAGACUUGUCAAUGGGAGGAGGAGAUUCCAGCAGAUUUCGUUUGGAGAGUGAGCAAGCAAGGACCUCACCUACGGAGCUGCAGGACGAAGCAGUGCAUUACAGUGACGAUGGAACUCUUCAAAAUACCUCAGGAGCCAUGGAUCCUACGGUAGCUGAUGGAGCGAAGCAGUCACGGGAAGUCUGUACAGAUGCAGAGGAGCUCUCAAGGAAACCUCCUUCAAGAUCGGAACCUGAAGCUGAGGAUCACAACACAGGACAACAGGACGCUGCUGCAAUAUCAAAGGAUGCCGACCAUCAGAACAACUUUGAGCAUGAUGGCUCUGGGAAGUCAACUGCAGGUUCAUCAGCACAUCACCCCGACAUUAUACCAAAGCAAAGUGAAGGCAAGGAGGAAUCGUCAUCGAGAGCAUUCGGCUAUUAUUUUUGCACAGCCAUUGAGAAAUCAACUGGGAAUCGUGAGCAAUGCACGCUGAGCCCAGAAAAACUUGAAGCAGCAAACAAAGCCAUAGCCGCUGUGAGCGACACGACCAAGGUCAUCGCUGCUGAGAAAGCUCUGUUGAAGCACACACCUCGCAUGUUCGAUCAAUCAAGACAGUAUUUGGAUCAGGCUGCACAACACGCUGUAGAAAAGGCGUUGGAAAUCGCCGUCAUUGGAGGUUCUGCCUUGUUGUCGGUGGUCUUGCCCAUUUGCAAUGCUUUAGACGUUGCAACGACUGUAGGAAUGCAGGUCGCAUUGGCUACUCAAAAACAGAUUGUCAGUAUAGUGCGGUCGCCUCAGGGACAAGCUGUGCAAAUCUGGGCAUACAAGAAGGCUCAGAGCAUGAUUGAGCUGGCCAAGGAGGCUGUCAAAGUUGGUGUCGUGUAUCUUGUGUCUGUCAAUCGAGCUCUGUGGCGCAUUGCUGAUUCGAGCGCAUGGCUUCCUUCUCCCUCACGCAGGGAUUAUCCCAUGGGCUCAUUCUUCAUCUAUCAGGACACGAACAACAUACACGCGCUGAUACCCGUGUUUACAAAGAAACACGAGUAUCUUGGAACAUUCUGGGACGAUUCCAUCAAAGAUCAGGAAAGAGGAACAAAUGGCGGAUUGGUUGUUGCAGGAGGAGCGACCAAAUGUGCAGAUGAAUGUUGGCGAAUGACAGCCAAAGCAAUCGAAGGAUGUCAAGGGUUUGAAUUCGUGGGGAAUGGACUUCAAGACCACCGAUCAAGGGCAACUUGCGCAAUUUGUCGCUCCUUUGUGUGGUAUGCUAUGGAUCAUGAGAAUGUGAAGUUGAGGGGCAAGUGCUUUGCCAUCACCACGUCUACAUGGGCUCCGGCGUAUGAGACAGGUGUGAUCAGUGGAUAUUUUCAAACAAGCGAUGGUGGAAAUUCUGGCUCUGAGGAAAAUGUCGGAGCAAAGGUUAAGGCAAGAAAUAUCCUGCAGAUACUCGAGAAGUAA
Guillardia theta CCMP2712 is the source of this 1699-nucleotide messenger RNA. RefSeq lists its product as hypothetical. The transcript is spliced from 19 exons. The record is from RefSeq and is a predicted model, not a curated record. NCBI's taxonomy places the organism in Eukaryota, Cryptophyceae, Pyrenomonadales, Geminigeraceae. The coding region runs from base 62 to 1699 and encodes 545 amino acids.